Orbicella faveolata is the source of this 1819-nucleotide messenger RNA. RefSeq names its product trafficking protein particle complex subunit 8-like. The record is from RefSeq and is a predicted model, not a curated record. NCBI's taxonomy places the organism in Eukaryota, Metazoa, Cnidaria, Anthozoa, Scleractinia, Merulinidae. Gene Ontology annotation, cellular component: TRAPPIII protein complex.
UUGACACAGAGGCAAGAGGCAGCUGGGAAAUGGCCUAUUUGCUCUAACCUGUUUCGGCUUUUUUCACAACCUCGUUCCCAGGAGUUUUCAACGUUGUUCUCAGGUUGAGAGAACCUGGGAACGACGUUGCUGUUCUCGCCGUCGCUUUGACUCUUAUUACUCUUGUACGUACUGUAUUUAGACAGCAAAGAAAAGAAAAAAUAGAAAAAAAUCCGUUCAGCGUUUAGACCUCUAAGAGGAAAAUUACGCUAUAGGAUGGCCGGUGCUACAGCUUCGAUACAGCUAUAUAAGUCAAGAAAGAGAUGAAUUCUUCAUGUUGUACCGAUUCUCCCAAAGUUUAUAAUAGGGGCCGAAGAGUUUUUUUGUUAAAAUAAAACCCUUCCAGUCACCAUAGUUAAUAGGGGGAAAUAAUUUUGAAAAUUUGCAAAGUUCUUUGUUAUGUGUGGAAGAAGUGGCAAUCAAGUAUAAGAGUGAUGGGGGAGGUAUAGAGGAUUUCUUUUCGCUGUAAUUAGGAUGGUGUCAACUCUUUUAUUGAUUCACUAAAAAUUAUUCCUCCGGAAUGUUUUUUUUUUUUCAAGGAGACGUGUUUUGGAAUUUGAAUCGAAUCUCAAAUUGAAAAACCUAAGAUUUUCUGGUCUUGUACGAGGUAGGUUUAAUAGAUUUGGUGAAGAUGAGAGUAAUUCUUGUGGAUUUUGAUUUCCUCCUGGGUCGUUCACACGCCCUUUCAUUUGCACUGAUCCUUUCUUUCCGCUUCCUCCAGUUUCCCUCCCUCUUCCCUUCCUAAGGAAGGCCCGGUGCUCAGGCUACCCGCUUUUCUCGUGCAUGCUUUGCAGACCUAUUUACUUUUACUCGCAAUGCAGUAUGGGUCAGUAAGUUUGCACGUGCGCAGUGGUGGUAUUGAAUAUCAAUAUGGCGGACGGAAGACAGGUUACCGCGAUUAUCAUUUUGACCUGGAUUAUACUCCUUCGAAAUGCAGGAAAUUCUUGAUUUUACGUACGGACCUUUCUGGAAACGUUAGCACACCACUUACCUGCGAUGGCUCAGUGCACGCAGAGCGCUUUUGAAUUUAUACAGAGCGCCUUUUGCCCUAUGGUCGCUGUUAUGUGCAGCGAAGAUGCCGAAAAAGUCUGCCAGAAGAACAACUUGAGUUUUGUGGAAAUGGUGCGUCCGUUUUGCCAUCUAACAAGUGAAGCUCAUAUCAGAGACCCUUCUGGUGUCAUCCACUCUGUGAAAAACUGGCGCAUACGACUGGUUGAAAUGUCUGCCACGCACCCUCCUCAGCAUGUUGUGAACAAACUAUUGAGUGAAGUCGUGUCGAGAACGCAGCCUCUUAACACUGACCCUAGCACCCUGACCCCAGAAGCUCAGGCAAGAGGUGGGUAGGAGAAAUGUACAUCAGAGCUGUACAUUGUAUUUAAAACUCUAUCACCUCAUUCAUUUUACCACAAGAAAUAAUCUAGACAUUUUCUUACAAGUAGAUUGUACUUUGGCCUCAUUGUGCUCAUGUGAACAAGGUCCCAGAACCUGCAGUUAGAGUGAAACCUCCUCUCUAAAAAAACUAGUUUUCCUCUACAACUGUCAGCUCUCUAUGAUGGAGCUGGGAUUUUGUUGUUCUUGCUGUACUCAAUAUACAGCCUGAUGUCAACAGGAGAGCUGUAAAUUUCUGAGCCUCCCUGCAGAACCUGUAGACUGUCCUGCAUUAAGGAGGGCUAAUGCUGGCCAGCAGUUGUUUUCAGUUCAACUUAGCGUAAAUUACAUUUACCUAGCCACAUAAAAACCUCUUAACCUUCUGUGAUCACUGUGUAUGUAAUGUAGCCCC